This is a messenger RNA of Charadrius vociferus (killdeer), 798 nucleotides long. Its product is annotated as glioma pathogenesis-related protein 1-like. Bases 1 to 798 code for a protein of 265 amino acids. The record is from RefSeq and is a predicted model, not a curated record. The transcript has 6 exons. Lineage: Eukaryota; Metazoa; Chordata; Aves; Charadriiformes; Charadriidae. Gene Ontology annotation, cellular component: extracellular region.
AUGACAAGCAGAUUUUCUGCUUGUGUGAUGGCUUUUCUGCACUUCUGUCCUUCCUCUGACUCCUAUGAACCCCUGACAUUGCCUGAUGUUGGAGAUCCAAAGUUUAUUGAGGAAUGUGUGCAAACCCAUAACAGAUUCCGGUCUGGAGUGAAUCCACCAGCCAGCAACAUGCUCUACAUGAGUUGGGAUCCAGAUUUGGCAACAACCGCGAAAGCUUGGGCAAAGAAAUGCCUGUUCAAACAUAAUACAUACCUCAAAGAUCCAGGGCAGGCUCACCCCAAAUUUACCCCCGUUGGAGAAAACCUGUGGACUGGCUCCAUUUCUAUUUUUACUGUGCAGACAGCCAUCACCACAUGGUACGACGAGGUCAGCAACUACAAUUAUGCCGCUAAUAAGUGCACACGAGUAUGCGGCCACUAUACACAGAUCGUUUGGGCUACAAGCUACAAGGUUGGCUGUGCUGUCCACUUCUGUCCCAAGGUGGCGUACUCCCAUGUAACCAACGCAGCACACUUCGUCUGCAACUACGGGCCCGCAGGGAAUUACCCAAGGCGCCCAUACAAGACGGGAGCAGCGUGCAGCGACUGCAACGGCGAGCAGUGUGCCGCCCAGCUGUGUCAAAACGCAGAGCGUGACAAAGUCAUCAGUGAUUCCAAGUGGCGCCCAGACUGGGACAGACCUGCAUGUGAUGAGUACUGCAUCACCGUUAUUGUUUUAAGGCCAUUACUCCUUAUACUGACAAUUCUGGCCACCUGGCUCCUACCAAAAUACUGGUCCAUAACACCCACCAGUGAGUGA